ACAUCGACACGUAUUGAUACCGCAUCAAGGCCGAGUUUGACGAGCGCAAGCUCGUCGACCCCUACUUUAAAGGCGUCUACAUGCAGCGCGGUUCGAAGGCGAUGGCGAACCAUUGGGGGCUCAUUCAAACGACGUGCAACAAAUGGCAAGGGAUCGUCGAGGAGGUCGCGGCUCGCCCGGAGAGCGGCACCAGCGUCGAGGAUCAGCUGCUGCGCAUGUUCGCCAUGUACGGCGAUGACAACAUCGACCAAGAGUUCAAGUACCUCCACGUCUUCAAGCGGAUCGACAAGUGCGAAAAUUGGGCGGAUAUCCGGUGCACCCUCGUCAAGGCCAAGGAGACGUACAAGCCGGACGAGUCGACCCCGGACGCGGCCGACGGGCGCACGUACGGCAACAAAGGGGCCAAGAAGGCGAAACGUGCCGAGUCGGCAGCCGCACGUGUGCAAGAGUCCAUCGAGCAUUGCCUCGCCGACGCCAAGACCAGAGCCGCCCUGCGAGAAGAGAAAACUGAGGCACGUUGGGCUGCUUUGAUGACGAACAGCGCCGUCAAACUCGACUUGCUCCGGACCAAUGUCGCCGUGAAGAAGAGGAACAACGAUCUGGCUUUCUUGAUGGGCGGCGCUGACAUGCUCCAGAGCGGCGCCGAGAAGCUCAAGGCGUGGUUUCUGGCGGAGCGCGGCCUCAUAUUGAACCAGAUACCAGCAACGCCUACGCCAACUCCCACGCCCACGCCAACGCCUUAGCCCAGCCCGAGUGAUGAUGCCUCCGCGACGCCCAGCAGCACAGAAGCCGCGCCGACCAGUCCAGAAGCCGUGCCGACUCCUCCCAGCCCGCGCACGCUGACGACUACGCCGGAGGCCGACCCUGACGUUUGAUGCAUUCCUUGCGUGUCCUUUCUUUUUGUGCGCCGAAUUUUUCAUUUGAUCGCCGAAUUGUGGCACAGUGAUGAUCGCCGAACUAUUGCACUGAUC
Molecule: messenger RNA, 971 nt
Organism: Triticum aestivum (bread wheat)
Lineage: Eukaryota; Viridiplantae; Streptophyta; Magnoliopsida; Poales; Poaceae
Exons: 2
Coding region: 81-743 (220 amino acids)
Source: RefSeq, a predicted model, not a curated record